UCACCGCCAUAUUGGAUAAACUACCAGUGGACGGUGGGGUGGGAGGGAGAGUGGAGGCUGAGGGAAACACUGAAAUAUUGCUUAUAUGUCGCUAAAUUGGUUAUGGUAUAGUUGUCAUUUACCAGAUAUUUAAAAAAAUAAAUAAUAAUAAUCGUCAAAAAAAAAUAAAAAAUAAUUGGGAGUCCGUAGCUGUAUGUAUCGGAGGGGGGAAAUUUAAAGUGGUUUUCAAAAAUCACGGCAGGGUAGUGAGGGACCGAGUCGAGCCGGGUGUUUUUUCCUUCCCCUUUCGUUGCUUGUUGGAACUUGUAGACAUGACUUCCCUGAUACAGCGGAGCUCGGGCCUAGUGCAGAGACGGACCGAGGCCUCCCGUACGGCUGCCGCCGACAACGACCGAGGGUCCGGGGAUGACGACCUCGAGCCCCGCCGCCGCUGCAGCGGGGAAGAACAAGAGGAACCGGACAAAGGAGACUCCAAAGAAACUCGACUCACCUUGAUGGAAGAAGUACUACUCUUGGGAUUAAAGGACCGCGAGGGCUACACGUCGUUCUGGAACGACUGCAUCUCGUCGGGGCUGCGUGGCUGCAUGCUCAUAGAGCUGGCCAUCAGAGGACGACUACAGCUGGAGACCUGUGGCAUGAGGAGGAAAAGCCUGCUCGCCAGGAAGGUGAUCUGUAAGUCAGAUGCUCCGACAGGGGACGUGCUAUUGGACGAGGCUCUCAAACACGUGAAGGAGACCCAGCCCCCAGAGACGGUGCAGAGCUGGAUUGAGCUGCUCAGCGGUGAGACGUGGAACCCUCUGAAGCUUCACUAUCAGCUGAGGAAUGUGAGGGAGCGCCUGGCCAAGAACCUGGUGGAAAAGGGCGUGCUGACCACGGAGAAACAGAACUUCCUCCUCUUCGACAUGACCACUCAUCCGCUCACCAACAACAACAUCAAACAACGACUCAUCAAGAGGGUUCAGGAGGCCGUUUUGGAGAAAUGGGUCAACGACCCGCACCGCAUGGACAAGCGGCUGCUCGCCCUCAUCUUCCUGGCCCACUCGUCUGAUGUCCUGGAGAAUGCCUUUUCCCCUCUGCUGGACGACCAGUAUGACCUGGCCAUGAAGAGAGUACGACAGCUCCUGGACCUGGAGCCAGAGGGGGAGAGCACGAAGACCAACUCCAAUGAGUUGUUGUGGGCCGUGGUGGCCGCCUUUAUCAAGUGACCUGCCACCUUCGGACAACAGAGGGUUGGGUUGGUUAAUGACGAUGGUGGUGGGUAUGGUGUGAAGGGAGAGGGAGACGACAGAACGGUUUGCGUGGGACAGAGAGGAGUCCUGACUUGAGUUCACCUCUGCCUAGGCUUUUCUGAACAGAAUAGACCGCUCCAGACCUGUCCAGCGAUUUUCCUGUUUUCUUUCCUUGUAGAUAACUCUCUCACUCUUUCCUCCAUCAUGUAGAUAACUCACUCUCUCCUUCCUCUAUAUUAUUUUGUGUCUCUGCGAGAUGCAAUUCAAUCGCUGACUUCUACAACAACAACAAAAAAACACAAACAAAAACUCCCGUCUGAUGGAGAAACGUUUUGGAUACUGGACUGACUGAAAUAAUGAAGAUUCAAUCAUCUUCCUCUUCCUCAGAAAUGUCUUUCUUCAAUGUAUGUUAUGUAUUCAUUUAUUCUCUCUAGGCUCUAACUCACUUUAACAUGGAUUAAUCCACUGUUGUUCAGUGAUGUACAUACAGAUUCCAUGUACAUGAAACAUAGUAACACUAUAUGAAUACUAGAGAAUUAUUAUUAUUAUUUUCUUUUGGGGGGGGUGGGGGGGGUUGAUUUCCUCUCCAACGUGAUCAUGACGACAUGGUCUGAAGUUUCCUGUUUCUGAUUUUACACUUUUAAGUUUUAUGAACAAAUGUUUCUCUCGUGAAGAUGGUUGGGUUCCAGGUAAAUGUGAGAGAUCGGGGCUCCGUCUGAGUUCUACCUUACUACAUAUAUAUAUAUAUAUAGAUAGUUAACUUAGUGUCGUAGUGUACUAUAUAGGGAAUGGUCUCUGUUAAUUUCUUUCUUUGGACCAGGGCCCACUAGUGCACUAUAGAGGGAACAGGGCCC
Molecule: messenger RNA, 2083 nt
Organism: Oncorhynchus gorbuscha (pink salmon)
Lineage: Eukaryota; Metazoa; Chordata; Actinopteri; Salmoniformes; Salmonidae
Product: Golgi phosphoprotein 3-like
Exons: 4
Coding region: 312-1205 (297 amino acids)
Biological process (GO): Golgi vesicle budding; retrograde vesicle-mediated transport, Golgi to endoplasmic reticulum; Golgi to plasma membrane protein transport
Cellular component (GO): trans-Golgi network; cytosol; Golgi cisterna
Molecular function (GO): phosphatidylinositol-4-phosphate binding
Source: RefSeq, a predicted model, not a curated record